Messenger RNA from Aphidius gifuensis, 3432 nucleotides. RefSeq names its product glutamate receptor 1-like (gene GluRIB). Bases 237 to 3056 code for a protein of 939 amino acids. Gene Ontology annotation, molecular function: transmitter-gated monoatomic ion channel activity involved in regulation of postsynaptic membrane potential; glutamate-gated receptor activity. The record is from RefSeq and is a predicted model, not a curated record. NCBI's taxonomy places the organism in Eukaryota, Metazoa, Arthropoda, Insecta, Hymenoptera, Braconidae. The transcript has 19 exons. Gene Ontology annotation, cellular component: plasma membrane; postsynaptic membrane. Gene Ontology annotation, biological process: synaptic transmission, glutamatergic; modulation of chemical synaptic transmission.
AAAGGGGUGGAAUGUUAGGGCGGUUCAAGCGGGACUAGUGAGUUCACGCGAAAAGCACCAGUCGACAGUUCGUGUCAGAACACUGUUUGUGAAUGAUCGGCUUGUUUUAACACUGAGGAAUUGCUCUACCUCUGUCUCUAACGAUAUAUUUUUAUUAUUUUAAUUAGUAAACCAUACCAUUUAUUUUUUUUUAUUUUUUUUAUUUUUUAAUUAAAUUUUUUUAUCAAGUUUUAACAAUGACAAGUGUUAUUUUGUUUGUGAUUUAUGUGACAAUUGUGUGUGGAAUUUCUGCUGCACCGUCACCAGAAAAAAUACCAAUUGGUGCAAUAUUUGAACGUGGCACUGACGAGGUACAAUCGGCAUUUAAAUAUGCAAUUGCCAUACAUAAUAAAAAAAAUAUGACUCAUCUACAAGCAUACGUUGAUGUCAUCAACACUGCAGAUGCUUUCAAGCUUUCACGACUGAUUUGCAGUCAAUUCAGCAGAGGUGUAUUUUCAAUGCUUGGAGCUGUUGGUCCAGACUCAUUUGACACCUUUCAUUCGUACAGCAACACCUUUCAAAUGCCCUUUGUGACACCAUGGUUUCCUGAAAAGGUGCUGACGCCUUCGUCGGGUUUUCUUGACUUUGCUAUAAGCAUGCGCCCGGAUUACCAUCGUGCCAUCAUCGACACAGUACGACACUAUGGCUGGAAAAAAAUCAUCUACCUCUAUGACUCCCAUGAUGGAUUACUGAGACUCCAACAAAUUUAUCAAGACUUACAUCCAGGAAAUGAAUCAUUUCGUGUUGAAACUGUCAAGAGAAUACAAAAUAUAUCUGAUGCCAUUGAUUUUCUUCACACAUUAGAAAAGCUAAGCCGAUGGAGUAAUAAAUAUAUUGUGCUGGAUUGUCCAACUGACAUGGCCAAGGACAUUGUCGUCAGUCAUGUUCGAGAUGUUGGACUGGGAAGAAGAACUUACCAUUACCUUCUGAGUGGACUGAUAAUGGACGAUCGAUGGGAAAGUGAAGUGAUUGAGUAUGGUGCCAUCAAUAUAACUGGAUAUCGAAUUGUUGAUUCAAGCCGUCGUACUGUCAAAGAAUUUUUGGAAGGUUGGCGUAGACAAGAUUCCGUUGCAUUGCCUGGUGCUGGACGUGAUUCAAUAUCAGCACAAGCAGCAUUGAUGUAUGAUGCAGUACUUGUACUUGUCGAGGCAUUUAAUAAAUUUUUAAAGAAAAAAAUUGAUCGUAAUAAUCCAAAAAGACCAGGUGUACCUGGAAGCAGUCAACCAGUUAAUGUAUCUCGUCCACUCGAUUGCAAUAUCAACAAUGGCUGGGUAACACCCUGGGAACACGGUGAUAAAAUAUCAAAAUUUCUCAGAAAGGCUGAGAUUGAAGGACUCACUGGUCAAAUACGAUUUAACAAUGACAGUAGAAGACAAAAUUAUACGCUUCAUGUUGUUGAAAUGACUGUUAACAGUGCUAUGGUUAAAGUAGCUGAAUGGACAGAUGAGUCAGGAUUUCAGGCAAUUUCAGCAAAAUAUGUACGUCUACCAAGUCAGGAAAUCGAAAGAAAUAAAACGUAUAUCGUAACGACCAUAGUGGAAGAGCCUUAUAUCAUGCUUAAAAAAUUGGAAACUGGAAAAGUUCUUGUUGGAAAUGACAGGUUUGAAGGCUACUGCAAAGACUUGGCUGAUUUGAUAGCACAAAAACUUGGAAUUAAAUACGAGUUAAAAAUUGUUGACGAUGGAAAAUAUGGCUCGGAAAAUCCGGAUGUGCCUGGUGGAUGGGAUGGAAUUGCUGGUGAACUUAUUCGAAAUGAAGCAGAUGUUGCUAUUGCACCAAUGACAAUAACAUCUGAGCGUGAACGAGUCAUUGAUUUUAGCAAGCCAUUCAUGUCACUUGGAAUAAGUAUCAUGAUUAAAAAACCAGUUAAACAAAAACCUGGUGUAUUUAGUUUUCUUAAUCCUUUAAGUAAAGAAAUUUGGGUUUGUGUUAUAUUUUCAUACAUUGGUGUAUCCAUUGUACUGUUUAUUGUCUCGAGAUUUUCACCGUAUGAAUGGAGAGUGAUACAACCGAGUGGUGUAAUUGAUCAGGCAAGAGGUGAUUCAAUGCAACAUCCACACUCUGGACCUGGAUCACUUCAUGCACCAAAUCCCUGUAUGGCUAAUGAUUUCAGUAUCCUCAAUAGUAUGUGGUUUUCUUUGGGAGCUUUUAUGCAACAAGGCUGUGAUAUUUCACCAAGAUCAAUAUCAGGUCGAAUUGUGGGAAGUGUCUGGUGGUUUUUUACUCUCAUAAUAAUAUCAUCGUAUACAGCAAAUUUAGCUGCAUUUUUAACAGUCGAAAGAAUGGUUGUGCCAAUAAAUUCACCAGAAGAACUUGCAUCACAAACUGAAGUUCAAUAUGGUACACUUCAUCACGGUUCCACAUGGGAUUUUUUCCGAAAAUCACAAAUAAGUUUAUACAGUAAAAUGUGGGAAUUUAUGAAUUCAAGAAAACAUGUUUUUGUCAAUACAUAUGAUGAAGGAAUACGAAGGGUGAGACAGAGCAAGGGAAAAUAUGCAUUAUUAAUUGAAAGUCCUAAAAAUGAGUACAUAAAUGAGAGAGAACCUUGUGAUACAAUGAAAGUUGGUAGAAAUCUUGAUGCAAAAGGAUUUGGUGUUGCAACACCAAUAGGAUCACCUUUAAGGGAUAAAAUUAAUUUAGCAGUGCUAUCAUUAAAAGAAAGUGGUGAAUUGACAAAACUAGUUAAUAGAUGGUGGUAUGAUAGAACAGAGUGUCGACAUGGUGAUAAACAAGAUGCAAGAAAUGAAUUGUCAUUGAGUAAUGUUGCUGGAAUUUUUUAUAUACUAAUAAGUGGCCUACUGUUGGCACUUGCUGUUGCACUGUUAGAAUUUUGUUACAAAUCACACACUGAAGCAACAAGAGCAAAAAUACCAUUGUCGGAUGCAAUGAAAGCAAAAGCCAGACUAACUAUUGGAGGUGGUCGAGACUUCGACAAUGGACGGUAUUACGCACCAGCGAAUGCGAUUGGGAGUGUGGAAGGAGAUCCACCACACAGCAACACCCACACUCAGGUUUAAGUCCUUGGUACAGAGCCGCAAGUGAUGAUACAUCUGAUCCAUCACCAUCAAUAUCACUGCCAACACCACCACCACCACCAAAAUCUUUACCACCACCAGCACCACCAGCUCGUUCAGCAAGAAGAAGUGUUACAUUUGCUAUAACACCACCAAAAUCUCCAAAAUCACCUGCAACACCAACAACACCAAAAUCACCUUGGGUUCUUAAAAGAAAAUCAACAAUAACAACAUUAAAUAUGGCUGUACCAUGGACACCAGCAACACCCAGUCAUUGGGGCAAUCGUAAAGCUGAAUAUGUUACGUAAUAUUAAUUUUUUUUUUUAUUUUUUUUUUAUUUAGAAAUCAAAUAAACAAAUUUAUUUUUUUCUUUUUUAUC